CAGAGCAACAACAGACUAAUGCAGCGGCUCACAUUUGGUUUUCAGCGAAUGUUGUGCAUUAUGAAAUGUAGCUAAACACCUUAGGAGAGUUAUGCUAUUGAAAUGGUUCUUCUUGUGUAAAAACAUGCGCUUCAACUGCCUGCUUCCAAAAUGAAGAUGCGGCUCUAGAGAAAGCUACAAAUAUACUGUGUAUUUCUUGCAGCUAGCUAUGACUUAUUUCAUGUCCUCGCCACUGGUCUACAAGGGCAGGUUAUAUCUGUAUCAUACUAUUACAUCAAGUACAGCUAGAUUCAUCAAACUCACACAUCAACAGCAAAGAACAGUAUUCCUCGCUCCAAGGCAAAGGGAUGUCCACGGUCUACGUCCAAGCCAAGACAGGACAGUCUGGUGGCCUGGGUUUCGAGGACUGUUCUGUAGAGGAGGAGUGGAGGACUCCAAGCAGCAGACGCUAGAGGACCUCACUAAGAACAUCAGAGGCGGACAGUACAAGAGGAUCAUAGUGAUGGCAGGGGCUGGGAUCAGCACACCUAGUGGGAUCCCAGACUUCAGGUCCCCUGGCAGUGGUCUCUAUGACAACCUCCAGCAGUAUAAUCUUCCUUACGCAGAAGCCAUCUUCGAGAUCAACUACUUCCAUCACAACCCCAACCCUUUCUUUGCCCUGGCCAAAGAGCUGUACCCAGGCAACUACCAACCCAACCUCACACACUUUUUCAUACGUCUCCUUCAUGACAAGGGCCAGCUCCUCAGAAUGUACACGCAGAAUAUCGACGGCCUGGAGAGACUGGCAGGAAUCCCCCUGAGAAACUGGUGGAGGCACACGGCUCGUUUGCUACUGCUACCUGUACUGUGUGUCUCAGUCUACAAGGGGGAGGAGCUACGUCCUGAUAUUAUGAAGGGGACAGUCCCUAAAUGUCCCACUUGUAAGGGUGUGGUGAAGCCUGACAUUGUCUUCUUUGGGGAGGAACUACCUCCUCACUACUUCAGCUACCUGAAGGACUUCCCCCUGGCAGACCUCCUCAUUAUCAUGGGUACCUCUCUGGAGGUGGAGCCCUUUGCCAGUCUGGCCGGAGCUGUGAGGGACUCUGUCCCUCGUCUACUUAUCAACAGAGACCUGGUGGGGCCCUUCGCUUGGGGGACCCCGCGACACAAUGAUGUGGCCCAGCUAGGGGAUGUGGUCGGUGGUGUGCAGAUGCUGGCUGAUGUCCUGGGCUGGAACCACCAGCUGGAGGCUCUCAUGGCUGCCAAUGCUAAGAAUGCUACAGAGGAGGAGGAAUGAGACGGGUCAGUGUCUUUACGAUACUAUUCAGAAUGCCUCACCACUGCAGUCCACCUCAGUCCACCUGCCUCACCACUGCAGUCCACCUCAGUCCACCUGCCUCACCCCUGCAGUCCACCUCAGUCCACCUGCAUCACCACACUGCAGUCCACCUCAGUCCACCUGCAUCACCACACUGCAGUCCACCUGCCUCACCACUGCAGUCCACCUCAUUCCACCUGCUUCACCACUGCAGUCCACCUCAGUCCACCUGCCUCACCACUGCAGUCCACCUCAGUCCACCUGCCUCACCGCUGCAGUCCACCUCAGUCCACCUGCCUCACCACUGCAGUCCACCUCAGUCCACCUGCCUCACCACUGCAGUCCACCUCAGUCUACCUGCCUCACCACUGCAGUCCACCUCAGUCGACCUGCCUCAUGGCUCAGGACUACAGCAGACUGUCUACUCAGCAGAGAAUCUAUCAUUGAAUGAACUCUCUUCAACAGACUGAUCCACACAACGGCCAAUCAGCAUAACACAGAGGCAACAAUGGAG
Oncorhynchus gorbuscha (pink salmon) is the source of this 1811-nucleotide messenger RNA. RefSeq names its product NAD-dependent protein deacetylase sirtuin-3-like. Gene Ontology annotation, molecular function: NAD+ binding. NCBI's taxonomy places the organism in Eukaryota, Metazoa, Chordata, Actinopteri, Salmoniformes, Salmonidae. The coding region runs from base 209 to 1276 and encodes 355 amino acids. The transcript is spliced from 7 exons. The record is from RefSeq and is a predicted model, not a curated record.